CCCGAAUCGAUAACACGUCGUAACAAUUGUGACGAGCUGGAACACAGCACAUAAUGGCGCUAUAAAUAGCAUAUAAUUGCCGAAUUUAUUAGGCGAUAGGGCGGCAGGAACCAACCAGCCCCGUUUGAGCUAAUGCAGGCUCCACUCGGAACCCCGAGUAUUUCACCUCUUUUUCGUUUCAAACAGCCGAACUCCAGAUUUCCAAAAACCCCAGAAUUCUUUUACUGCUCCCUUUCCUUCUUAAUACUUAUUUUAAUACUUACUACUAUGUAUAUGCGCUAACCCUCUCUCUCUCCAAUAUCACCGAUCUAGAAUUCGUGAAUCAAUUGGCCAGUUAAGGAUAGACACCGAGUAUGUCUAAGAAGAAUGGUGUCGCAAAUGAUACUAAGCUACCUCUCGAGCUAAUUCGAGAUCAAACCUCGUCUUCUCUCAUCUCCUCGGUGCUUGAAAUCGUCAAUGGCCGCACCGUCAGCAAGGAGAACUGGCUCAACUAUGUCGAAUGCCUUUAUGUGGCCAAGGACAGCGAGGAGCCUAGCGGCAAGCGGAGACGCGUAGAAAAUGGCAGUGUAGCCGCCGACUCCUCGCAGCUUCUGAGGAGAAGGUCUAUUGGUCUUUUUCAAAGGGAAUGUUACACUGAAGACAUACCUUAUAUCGCUGUCUCAUACACUUGGAAGGCUUCAAAGGAAGAAGAGGCAGACGAGGAGACAAACAAAGAAACGGCAGGGCGCUAUCUUGUCGAGCCUCACAAGCCCGGCCAGCCUGCCCUAGCUAAGGUGAGGCCCGUGGUUCUGGAUCGAGUACUAAAGUACGCUGAGCGUGUGGGCUGCGAAAAUAUCUGGAUCGACCAGGAGUGCAUCGACCAGGAGAACCAGGCGGCGAAGGAAGCAGCAAUCCAAAGCAUGCACCUAGUGUAUACGUUAAGCCACUGGCCAAUUGCCCUCCUCACGCGUAGGAUUAAGACCCCGGAAGAGCUCAAGCUCCUUGCCAAUCUAAUGCGUAAUAAAAUUGCAUCCGAAGAUGAACCAGCCAUGUUAAAUCUUCUGGAUGACAUUACAUCUGACCUGUGGUGGACGAGAGCCUGGACGUUCCAGGAAGACUAUAGAGCUUCUACCCGAAUGAUGUUGCUUCUUCCACACUGUCGGAGUUUAGAUACGUGUAAACGAGCCAUGGUAGAUGAGUAUGGUGGGUAUAUUCUUGGCGAUGUCGAAGGCGAGAUUUGUAUAAAAUCUAUGCACUUUAGGGAACGGGCUACGGAGUUCUGCCUCUCAUAUCAGGAGAGAUCAGAUAAGGUGGAUAUCUGUAACAGGGUCAUUAAGAGGGCUACAAAGUACAACGUUCUCCUCAAAGACAAGCACUCGGCGUACUCGGCAACGCGGUCGAUGUCCCCCAUAAUCCUCUCGGACAUAAUUUGGCGGGGCAUUGGGAAGGAAUCCGACCGCCUUGCCAUCAUGGCCAACUGUUGCGAUUAUGGCACUCGUAUCAACACAAACUUUCUCAAUGAGAAAGGCUCUAGUCUCAGCCUAUCGAUCCUGGCCCAAUAUCUUCUAAAUGGCGAAAUCAUAGAGAACGACCCGGAACGACCCGCCCUAGGUAUACUUAAACACAACAUCCACGAAUACCUAUCUGAACAAUCGCUCAGUAGCUUUCGUCCCCCAGUCAAGCAAGGUCUUACAUUUAUCAAAGGCUGUCGCUUUACCAAUCCACUGCUGACUCCAGAGGGAGCACUGACCACAGGUCACCUCUGGAAAUUAGGCAAAGUCAUACGCCGGAAACCAAUGAAGUGUGAGAAAGAAUACGGCACCUCUUACGAGGAUAUCGCAGUCGAUCUGGUUGAAUGCGCACGCGACCGCGACCGCGGCCGCUCUCUAUACCGCGGGGGGUGGUGGCUUGACUGUAUGGCUGACGAGGUCGAGGAUGCCCUGAUGCAAGGAAAGGCUCUUCGACUAGGCUGUCUCGUAGACCCUAGAAAUGGAAGAGGAUACAGUCCCUACCGUGCUGUCUUCGUAGGCGACAGUCGCGAUGAUUGGAAGAACGAGAACGACAUCAGCUACGCCUUUACUUCAUCCCAGUUCCAUGAAGAAGACAAGCCGGGGUAUACCGAAAAACACGUAUCUCUAGAGGUCGACAUCGAGUGGCAGAGGCGCGACAGACCCGAGGGACGUUCACCCUGCAUGAUACCGAAGCUAUAUAUCAAGCGAUGGCUCAACGGCAUCUGUUUCUUCGAUAGUGUCCAUCGAAGAGAAGUCUUGUUUCCCUGGCAUCCUACACUGCUAGAAUAGGUGUAGGGAACCCGCGAUUACUCCGAGCCCGGGAUUUAUAAGACAUGAGACGAGACGAGACGAGACGAGAAUACGAAACGAGAGAAUGAGGGUCAUCAAGGAGCGUUGUAUUUUAUUUUGUUUAUUUUGUUUAUUUUAUUUCAUCACGUGUACAUGAGAAACUCCUCAAGUGGAGAGAGGAUGAGGAAUCCGAACCUAGAGUAAAUAUGAAUGCAAUGAAUAUAGUGCUUCCGAGGGUGUCAAGUAUUAGUGAUUAUGGCUUCUUGCUAGUAGAAGACUGCCCUGGGAAUGCGACUAUUAAUUAGGCUUUCUGAAGACUACAGUCUGCCGAUCUGAC
This is a messenger RNA of Daldinia decipiens, 2616 nucleotides long. RefSeq names its product heterokaryon incompatibility protein-domain-containing protein. The coding region runs from base 354 to 2279 and encodes 641 amino acids. The transcript is spliced from 3 exons. The record is from RefSeq and is a predicted model, not a curated record. Lineage: Eukaryota; Fungi; Ascomycota; Sordariomycetes; Xylariales; Hypoxylaceae.